GCGAGUGGGCGGUAACUUCCAGGCCGGAUGUGACGCACGGCGGGGCGGAGCUGCGCACGCCGGAAGCCCAGCAGGCGGCGAAGAUGGCGGAGAGCAGCGGUCGUACCGGCAAGAGCAGCGGCAGCGGCGCGGGGAAAGGGGCGGUGUCAGCAGAGCAGGUUAUUGCGGGCUUCAACCGCCUUCGGCAGGAGCAGCGGGGCCUGGCAUCCAAAGCAGCUGAGCUGGAGAUGGAGUUGAACGAGCACAGCCUCGUGAUCGACACCCUGAAGGGGGUGGAUGAGGCCCGCAAGUGCUACCGCAUGGUGGGAGGCGUGCUGGUGGAGCGGACGGUCAAAGAGGUGCUGCCUGCCCUGGAGAACAACAAGGAGCAGAUACAGAAGAUCAUUGAGACACUCACACAGCAGCUUCAGGCAAAGGGAAGAGAAUUAAAUGAAUUCCGGGAAAAGCACAACAUUCGUCUCAUGGGGGAAGAUGAGAAGCCAGCAGCCAAGGAGAACUCAGAAGGGGCUGGGGCUAAGUCCAGCUCAGCCGGAGUGUUGGUCUCCUAGGGAUCAAGGCCUUUGCAUUUUUUUUUCUACCCUGACUCCCACUUCUUCUAAUUUCUCUUUAUUGUUAUUAUUAUUAUUUUCUCUGCUCUUGUAAUAUUUUUUUUGUUAAUUAAAUGUUUUGGUCAGAAUGCUUA
This is a messenger RNA of Ailuropoda melanoleuca (giant panda), 682 nucleotides long. RefSeq names its product prefoldin subunit 2 (gene PFDN2). Bases 84 to 548 code for a protein of 154 amino acids. Gene Ontology annotation, biological process: protein folding. The transcript is spliced from 4 exons. Gene Ontology annotation, cellular component: prefoldin complex. NCBI's taxonomy places the organism in Eukaryota, Metazoa, Chordata, Mammalia, Carnivora, Ursidae. The record is from RefSeq and is a predicted model, not a curated record.